AUGGAUGAUCAACGGAGGUCGCCGGAGAAAGAAAAUGUACAUUUGCCGGUCACUACUUCUUUUGAUUCGGGUGACAGGGAAACACAAAUUAUGGAAGUCUCGCCUAUCGCCGAGACCCGAUGGCAGUACCUUCGUCGAUACUUUACCACAAGAGAGGGAUGGAUCGGAGACUACGAUUACGUCUAUCUUGUGACCCCCAAUAUCUGGCCCUUGAACAAAAAGUACAAGGAUUAUGAGGCACCGUUCUAUGGAUUGAACGAUGAAGUCCCCAUCCUACUCACGAUCAUCUUGGGUCUGCAGCAUGCAUUGACCAUGAUUGGAUCAGUAGUCUCGCCACCACUGGCGAUUGCAAGCGGUGCAUUUUACCUGUCGGCGGAAGAAAGCCAAUAUCUUGUCUCAGCGGCAUUUAUCACCACUGGAAUUGCAACAGCUCUGCAAGUGACUCGGGUGCAUCUGACAAAAACACCUUUCUUUAUCGGCACCGGACUUCUCUCGGUGGUCGGACCAACAUUUGAUAUCCUUGCAAUUGCAUUCAGUUAUACCGACAUGCGCUAUUCAAAUGGAACAUGCCCUACCUCUUCCGAUGGCUCCAAGCUUCCGUGUCCCGAUGCAUGGGGCGCCAUGCUUGGUACCAUGCUGUGCACUGUUUGGAUUCAAAUAGUGAUGUCCUUCGUUCCACCGAGGACACUUAACAGAAUAUUCCCAAAGGUCGUAACAGGCACACUUCUUCUGCUUGUCGGGGUGUACUUGAUCUCCAAUGGAAUGGAAAACUGGGGAGGUAGUUCUAACUGUAACGGUGGAACGGGCUAUUAUGCACUAUGUCCCGACACCGCAGCACCGAAGCCACUGCCCUGGGGAGACCCGAAGCUCAUUGGUCUCGGAUUCAGCGUGUUCGUAACAAUAGUCAUCGUCGAACUUUUCGGAUCGCCGCUCAUGCGCUCUGCAUCGGUUGUUCUCGGACUUGCAGUUGGGUGCAUAAUAUCUGGAGCAACUGGAUAUUGGUCGCGCGAUAAUAUCAAUGCAGCCCCGGUCGCAACGUUUCUCUGGGUACACACCUUCAAGUUGUCAGUGGAUGGAGCAUUGGUAUUACCGCUGCUCAUCAUGUUUAUCUGCGAGGCAGUCAGUUGCAUGCCAGAUAUUUUGGCCACAGCCGAGAUUUCAGGCGUGGAAAUUGAUGGUAUUGAGUUUAACAGCCGGAUUCAAGGCGGAAUUCUGUGCGAUGGCCUGGGUAGUCUGAUUAGUGCCUUGGGUACGGGGUUGCCGAUGGUUAGCCAGGCCGGAAACAACGGUGUGAUCUCUCUGACUGGAUGUGCUAGUCGAAGGGCAGGAUGGUGUGCUUCAGGAUUCUUGGUUCUCAUGGGAAUCUUUGGCAAGUUUGGUGCAGUCUUUGGCUCCAUGCCCCCAUCCGUGCUUGGAGGAAUGCAAGUGUUGCUGUACAGCACAAUUGUGGUCGCCGGUAUCAGAGUUCUCAGUCUGGUUGAAUUUACACGACGCAAUCGCUUCAUUCUGACCACUGCACUGGGCAUUGGGUUCAUUGACAUCGUGUCAACCAGCUGGUUUUCGAAGAUUUUGGAUUAUAGUGGCUCAAAUGUGCGUCUGCAGGGCUUUGAGGAAGGUAUCAACUUGAUGGUCGAGACACCUUUCAUUAUCGCCGCUGUUGUAGGAGUCAUAAUGAAUCUGGUUCUUCCAUAUGACGGAAACAAGAAAAUGGACGGGCGUGAGGGACGACCAGCACUCCCCACCUAG
This is a messenger RNA of Penicillium atrosanguineum, 1746 nucleotides long. Its product is annotated as carbonic anhydrase. Gene Ontology annotation, cellular component: fungal-type vacuole; membrane. The record is from RefSeq and is a predicted model, not a curated record. Gene Ontology annotation, biological process: xanthine transport; transmembrane transport. NCBI's taxonomy places the organism in Eukaryota, Fungi, Ascomycota, Eurotiomycetes, Eurotiales, Aspergillaceae. Bases 1 to 1746 code for a protein of 581 amino acids. Gene Ontology annotation, molecular function: xanthine transmembrane transporter activity. The transcript has 4 exons.